Molecule: messenger RNA, 717 nt
Organism: Musca vetustissima
Lineage: Eukaryota; Metazoa; Arthropoda; Insecta; Diptera; Muscidae
Gene: Nse1
Product: non-structural maintenance of chromosomes element 1 homolog
Exons: 3
Coding region: 1-717 (238 amino acids)
Biological process (GO): double-strand break repair via homologous recombination; DNA damage tolerance
Cellular component (GO): nucleus; Smc5-Smc6 complex
Molecular function (GO): ubiquitin-protein transferase activity
Source: RefSeq, a predicted model, not a curated record
AUGGAAAAGGUUAAGAAACAACUUCUUCAAGCUGCCAUUAAUCAUGGAACCAUACCAAUGGACAAGGUUAAGGAAAUUCUUGAGAAACUAUGCGAUGCAUAUGAUGUUCGUGAACCGGACAGUCCAACGGCUCUAAAGGGUCUUAUUGUUGAAAUUGAUACAGAGAUACGAAAAUACGAUCAAACAUUACAAUUUGUUAAACAUCCGCUAGAUGGGCAGGAAUAUUUGGUCUUUGGGAUGUUAAUUGCUAAUCUGGCGUGUAAAUUUCAACCCCAAUACACCGAUACGGAACGUAAUUAUUUUUACAAAUUACUCGAAUCAUUGGUUAGCCGUGAGGAUUAUGGUUUUGCUUGGAAUGAUAUAUAUCGAGUUGCUGAACUUAUACCGGACACAGUGCAACGAAAACUGAGCAAACAACGUAUACAAGAUUUGGAAAUUAUAUGGACAUCACAGGGAUAUUUUUUGCAAAAAGAUGAUAAAAUUUAUUUAGGUCCUCGUGCCAUGGUGGAGUAUGGAAAUUAUUUAAAACAACAUUUCCCUGAUUAUAUAAAAGAUUGUAUUCUAUGUCGUACUAUUGUCUAUUGGGAUGUUAAAUGUUCCGAGUGUCAGGUUAAAUUACACCGGGAGUGUAUUCGAAAAUAUCUAAUAAAGAAAUCAACCUGUCCUGGCUGUAAGAGAACGUGGAAUACCCGUCUAAGUUUAUCACAAAAUAAUUAG